Paramecium octaurelia is the source of this 1192-nucleotide messenger RNA. The record is from the annotation of a GenBank genome assembly. NCBI's taxonomy places the organism in Eukaryota, Ciliophora, Oligohymenophorea, Peniculida, Parameciidae.
GAUGGGCAAUCAAUGUGGUUAGUGUGAGUGUAAUAAUGGGAAGACUAGCUUGCAGGAGAAAGAGAUAGUAGUUGUAUUAUAUGAUUUAAUUGUAAGUUAGAGAAUAAAGAGAUAAAAAAUAGCAAUCAUCAGUCGAGAGGAUCAAUAAAAAGUAAUAAGCAGACUGGCGAACCAAAUCAAUUUAGCAAAGAAUAGGAUAAGAGGCUCAUAAAUAAACAGGUUUCAUUAACCAGUUCAAAAAAAUAGGAGUAGGGAAAAUUUAAUGAACUGUGUAAUGACAAUUCAAACUCAAUCAAAGCUGCAAUCAAAAUAUAGAGCAGAUAUAGAGGGUAUUUAAUUCGUAAAAGGAAAUAAUAAAAUAAAUUGAAGAUUGUUUAAAAAAAUGCAAUACAAGGAGCAAAUAAAAACUAUAUGCAGGAAAAUUUUGAAGUUAUAAAUCUACCUACUCAGAGGAAUGAUGCUUCGUUAGAAGUGAGAGGCCCUUAUCAGUUUAAGAGUGGGGCAAUUUAUGAAGGUUAGUGGAAGGGAAAUUUGAGGGAAGGGGUAGGCACUUAAAUUUGGAGUGACGGAGCUAAGUAUGUUGGGGAAUGGAAAAAUAACAGGGCUUGUGGCAAGGGUGUCUUCUAUCAUGUUGAUGGAGACGUCUUUGAAGGGGAAUGGGAUUUAGACAAGGCUAACGGAAAAGGGAUAUAUAAGCAUUCAAAUGGAUCAAAAUAUGAAGGAGAAUGGAAGGAUGAUCUUCAACAUGGGCAAGGGAAAGAAGUGUGGAAUGAUGGAUCAAAAUAUUAAGGACAAUAUAAUCAAGGGAAAAAGCAAGGUCAUGGGAAAUAUGAAUGGCCUGAUGGCUCCUAUUAUGAAGGAGAAUGGUAGAAUAACAAAAUAAAUGGCAGAGGUGUGUAUUGUUGGGCUGAUGGUCGAGGAUACAAUGGUUAAUGGUAGAAUAAUUGCAUGCAUGGUUAUGGAGUGUAUACUUGGAAGGAUGGUAGGAAAUAUGAAGGAGAGUAUAAGAAUGAUAAAAAGGAUGGACAUGGAAUUUAUUAUUGGGCUGAUGGGAAGAAAUACGAUGGAAUGUGGAGUGAUGGAAAAUAACAUGGUUAAGGUUUGUUUGUAUUUGCAGACGGGACUUAGAAACAUGGGAUAUGGAAGGAAGGCAAGCGAAUAAAGUGGCUAGAGAUAGCACCUUGAAGAGAAC